Messenger RNA from Cladocopium goreaui, 2409 nucleotides. NCBI's taxonomy places the organism in Eukaryota, Dinophyceae, Suessiales, Symbiodiniaceae. The record is from the annotation of a GenBank genome assembly.
AUGGUUAGACCCGAUGAAGGCGUAUACCGCAGAUGCCAAGCUCAUUAUCCUCUUGGUACUGUCUCAUGUUGCGUCUCAGCAUGUCUCAACACCAUUCAGGAGGUUGUCACAACGAACACCAACAAAGUGAUUGCCGCCAUUCCGUCAGCUGCCAAAUCGCGGCCACGGGCAAAGCGGAAAGCAAAGCAGGAAUCAGCAGUUGCAGAUGUACCAACCGUGGAUUUGUCUGAGAAUGGCCAUGACGUUUCCGCUCCAGCUGCCGAAAAGCAGCCAAAGUUGCAGGCGGAAGCGAUCCUUGAUGCGGCAACGGCGGAGGACAAGGAGGUUGUCACAACGAACACCAACAAAGUGAUUGCCGCCAUUCCGUCAGCUGCCAAAUCGCGGCCACGGGCAAAGCGGAAAGCGAAGCAGGAGGAAUCAGCAGUUGCAGAUGUACCAACCGUGGAUUUGUCUGAGAAUGGCCAUGACGUUUCCGCUCCAGCUGCCGAAAAGCAGCCAAAGUUGCAGGCGGAAGCGAUCCUUGAUGCGGCAACGGCGGAGGACAAGGUCGUUGUCACAACGAACACCAACAAAGUCAUUGCCGCCAUUGCGUCAGCGGCUAAAUUGCGGCCACGGGCAAAGCGGAAAGCGAAGCAGGAAGAUGAAGCUCCACUUGUCACAGAUGCGGCUGAGCCAUUUCCAGCAAAGCCUGCUGCCAAUGGAGUGACGAAUGGUGCACCAGAGCAUUUGAAGGAGCCCAUCCUCGAGAGUGCCUUGAUGGUGAAUCUGGAGGACGUGGCCGGUUGCAACUUGCAGGAGACGAAACCCGUGGAAACUGAAACUGCGGCCAAAGCGCGGCCACGUGCAAAACGAAAAGCAAAGCAGGUGGAAUCCAAAAUGGUGGCAGAAGCAUCUGAGAAUCUACCCAAAGAGGUUGAUGAAAAGAGUGCAGAAAAGCCAUCAGAAGCUGAGUGUUCGAAGGAAGAGGGGAAGAAGAAAUCUGAAGCUGCCCCUAAACGGCCACGAGCAAAACGAAAAGCAAAGAAGGCAGAGGAUGCCAUAGUCAUUGAUGAUGCGGAGCCUUGUUUGUCGCCUGAUACCAAUGGAGUGACCAAUGGUGAACAGCAUUCGGAGGAGCAAGCAGCGUCAACGUCAACAGUGACUGAUGAUGCCAAAGCGGUGGCGAACACAGUGCCAGAAAACCAGGCCGCAGAGGACUUGGCCAAAGAUGGCGUUGAGCCUGAAGCCAGUACACUGUCCAGUGGCACGGCAGAACCUCCACAGGCGGAUUUCUUUGUCCCAGAAGCUGCACUUUUCCAGCCGCUUGGCGAUCCCGAUUCACCACAAGAACAGGCAUUUGAAGCUCCACCAGGACCAGACCCUCUGAAGGAAGCCGAAGAGGUUUUGUCCGAGCUUCUGCAACAACAGGCGCUGAUGUGCAAAGAAGUUCGCAUCAGCAUCGAAGAUCGGCUGCAAGAAGUCUUCGAAGAAUGGCGGUGUCUUCACAAUCGCAUCAACACCUCUGCGGAGUACUGCGUCCGUCAGGUCCUGGAUGCAGUCUCGCAAAACCAACAUGCAGAUGCGACUACUUUGGGCUUGGCAAUCGAGGAAGCUCAACAGCUGGGCCUACCGGAACGGAAAGCCAUCACGGAACGCUUGGAAGAGUUGAAGAAGUUGGAAGAAGUGGAGGGAGUUUGGCAAUGCCUCAGCACCUGUCUACGAGAUGCGGAUCGUUUGGGCGUCGUCUUUUGGAGUAAAGAGGCUGAAGACUUGGGCCUUGAAGUGCCUGAGGUUCUGAUGCCAGCCUUGGAUGCCAUGAGGGACGAAGAGGCCGCUCGGCUGAAACGCAUGGAGUUGGAAGCAUCCUUCAACGCCCAAGCCGCAGAGGCCCACGCGCACAAAGACGUCCAGGCAUUGCAAGCCAUGGCUCAACAUGCCAAGGCAAGUGGCCAGGAUCCCUCGGCAGCUCUGGCUGCGUUGGAAGAUCUGGGUGCUGAAGAGGCGGAAGAGGAAGAAUUGGAGAGGCUGUUUGUGUCUUCACCUAAUGGCCAGAACCAUUGCUUUGGCAUGUACGUCUUGGUGAAGGAGGAACGUGGCAAUGGUAUGCCAGUCUGGAGACAGCUGGGCGGUGAAAGAUGGAUCUACACUGAUGAGUUGGGUCGCUGGACUGUUGGCAGCAGCAAAGUGCGACAGAAUGGAUUCAGAGGAAGUGCUGGCUUCAUUUUCUGCCCGCAGAAGAACCAUGGAGUCCUACCAGACAAGAUGCAGUUCUGGGCACGCUUCGAUGAGGAGGCAAAGAAGUGGAAAAAGGACCAGCGACGUGGGCCGCCUUAUGUUAGGCACAGGCACGAGACGCAGAUUUUCUUACUACCAAUUCUUUGCGUUACUAUUUGUCAAAAUGAACCGUUUGGGUUAUCAACCUCAUGUUAA